Morone saxatilis (striped sea-bass) is the source of this 959-nucleotide messenger RNA. Its product is annotated as dual specificity protein phosphatase 13-like. Gene Ontology annotation, molecular function: MAP kinase phosphatase activity; protein tyrosine/serine/threonine phosphatase activity. The record is from RefSeq and is a predicted model, not a curated record. Gene Ontology annotation, biological process: protein dephosphorylation; negative regulation of MAPK cascade. The coding region runs from base 261 to 920 and encodes 219 amino acids. Gene Ontology annotation, cellular component: cytoplasm. The transcript is spliced from 3 exons. NCBI's taxonomy places the organism in Eukaryota, Metazoa, Chordata, Actinopteri, Moronidae.
UCCCUAGAUCCACAAAAAAAGGUGUAUUUAAUGGAUUAUUUGGUUGAAUUUGACCCAAAGAAAAGCACAAGCAGUGGUUUUGAAACCAGUAAUGUUAAACACAUUUCCACGUGUGAGAGUUUGGCUGAGAGUCUGAGCAAAACUGCACCACCUGUUUUUGACAGUCAAAAGGCUGAGUGAUGCAGCAAACCAAAGUGAAGGCGGCAGGCAGCAGUUCGUUUUAGGGAAAUAACAAUAGUUUCCACUCUCUAAACUCAAAAAUGGCUGACAGGAAAACAUUCCUGGCUGCUGCCUCUGAGGUGAGAUGUGAUCCACAAGACUCAGAGCAGAGAAAUGUCAGCGACACAGACCCAGACGAAGAGGAAAAGAGUGCACAGGAUUCAAAGGGGAUGUGGAAGAUCCCGUCUCUCCAAGAGCUGGAGGAGGUUUUACAUUCAGCUCCACGCUCCUGUCGCCACGGAGAUGAGGUAUGGCCAAACCUGUAUCUGGGAGACAUGUUUAUGUCUCAUGACAAGCUCGGGCUGUGGCAGCUAGGCAUCACUCAUGUGCUGAACGCAGCGCAUGGAAAGCUCUGCUGUAAGGGGAGUGAUGAUUUUUAUGGAACCACAGUGAAAUACUACGGAGUCCCAGCCAAUGACCUGCCAACAUUUGACCUUUCACCUUUUUUCUACCCUGCUGCUGAGUUCAUUCACCAGGCUUUGACAUCAGGAGGAAAGGUGUUUGUGCACUGUGCUGUGGGUGUGAGUCGCUCGGCUGCAUUGGUCCUAGCCUACCUGAUGAUUCAUCACCACCUCAGCCUCCUGUCUUCUGUGCGCUGUGUGCAAGAGAAACGCUGGAUUUUCCCAAACCGAGGCUUCCUGCGACAGCUUAUAGCCCUGGACCGAAAACUGCAGGACGAAGGGUCGAUUGAGGCAAAAUGAAACAAAAGAGCGACCCUACAAAAUAAAUCCAUAGAAUUG